This is a messenger RNA of Mangifera indica (mango), 1812 nucleotides long. Its product is annotated as E3 ubiquitin-protein ligase APD2-like. The coding region runs from base 147 to 1574 and encodes 475 amino acids. The record is from RefSeq and is a predicted model, not a curated record. Lineage: Eukaryota; Viridiplantae; Streptophyta; Magnoliopsida; Sapindales; Anacardiaceae. The transcript has 11 exons.
CGUCAUUAGAUCUGACUCUUGACUAAAGGUUAGGUCUAGCUCCCCGCAACAACCAUUCUCACGAAGACGAAGAGACUGAUUGGUGAAUUUCAAUUACUCAUUCUCCUCUUCAUGGAUUCUGACCAUGUUCGACAGAGACGCGAAGAAUGGCGGAGCCAGAUCACAGUUCAGCUUCUACUUCGGGAUCUUCAACCAGUAGAGACUCUUCAGGUGCAGGCGCUGCUUCGACGAUUUCUUCUUUGAAUUCAUCACCAGUGACUGAAGAAGAAGAGGAAACUCAUCAUAAUCAUGAUGCUCAUCGAUUUGGACCGUCAGAAUUAGAGCAUCAAAAUUUUGGAUUUGCUUAUCGAGGAAACUUCUCAGCUUUUGAUGAUGCAUCGCCGGUUGUUAGUGAUGACACUUGGUCUUGCAUAAUCGUUGUCCUCACCUUUUGGUUCUUCGUCUCAAUGACUCUAAUCCUGGGAGUUUAUGGUGCGGCAAAUGUAAGGCUUGGUCGUAAUGCAUCCAUUCUCAUACAACCCAACCCCUUUUUUGUGCAGACCGUCAAGGUGGAAGAGUUAGAUGGGACAAAGCCUGGACCUCAGUUAUAUGGGUUUUAUAAGUCCCCACCUCUUGAUGUAGUAACUACUUGGUCAGAAAGUUAUAGUGUCUCUGUCCCAGCUAAUUCUCACAAGGAAUGGAUUCAUUUUCUUAAUGAAGGUUCUCAAAUUAACAUUACAUACUGUGUAAAGUCUCCAAGCUCUUCUGUGUUCCUCAUAAUUGCCCAAGGAAAUGAAGGCCUUGCUCAAUGGCUUGAGGACCCAACAUAUCCCAACACCACUCUAUCAUGGAAUGUUAUCCGUGGAGGUGGGAUGAUCCAUCAGUACAUAUACUCAUCUUCAAGUUACUAUGUUGCAGUAGGUAACUUGAACUCAGAGGAGGUAGAGGUGCAAUUGAACCUAGGAAUAAGGGGUUUCCUGUAUAAUACAACUGAAGCUUAUUACAAGUGUACUUUCAGUCAGGGCCUGUGUAGUUUGAGUGUUUUGUUUCCUAAGGGAAACAAUAUUGUCUUAACCUCUCCUGGUACAGAAAGGAACACAACCAGUGAGGAUUGGUAUGUUAGAGUUUCUUAUGGACCAAGAUGGCUCACAUAUGUUAUUGGCAUAGGUGGAAUGACUUUGCUCAUGUUGGUGGCCUUCAACUUUUUAAACAAAUUCCAAUUUACACGUGAAGAUGGAGCAGGAGUUCGAUAUGGGAAUAUUGAAUCUGCAAGAGCACCUUUGCUUUCCCACAAAGAUGAUGAUCUCUCAAGUUGGGGUUCAUCUUAUGAUUCUGUCUCAAAUGAUGAGCGGGAUCUUGAAGAGUUUCUGGCUACUUCUGGCCUUGAAGGGAAGUCAAUAAAAGAUGGUGAAAAUGUUAAUAAUACUCGCCGUCUUUGUGCAAUUUGCUUUGAUGCUCCAAGGGACUGUUUCUUCCUCCCAUGUGGGCAUUGCGUGGCUUGUUUUGAAUGUGGAACAAGGAUAGCAGAGGUUGCUGGUACUUGCCCUGUUUGUCGGAGAAAUAUGAAGAAAGUUAGGAAAAUUUUUACGGUGUAAGAGAUAUACAGCCUUUUGUUGUGCGUGUAGAUUCUAGAUGAAUAACUUGCAACCAGAUUACCUUUUCUAUAUUAUCUUUAUCUCUUGUCAAUGUUUGUUAUUGAUCUAAUUCAUACAUGGUUUAUUUAUAGGCAUAGUCUUCUGCCCAUGUUUUUUGCUUUCUCAGUUGGCUUUAGUCGGUGUAAUAACUUCAUCUAUAUUUGAAAAGUUAAAUAUAAUUUUAUCUUAUUUGCUUCCA